AUGGUGUCAACAACAACUCGCAACCCGCAAGCCAACGGUGUGAUUGAGCUUCUGCACCGCGUCAUUGGCGACAAGAUGAGGACGCAGGAGAUCAACACGGCAUCCGACUGGGAAGUGUUCCUCCAUAAUGUCACCUUCGCACUUCGAGCCUCGCACCACAGCAUGUUGAACGCAUCGCCGGCUCAAGCGGCGUUUGGCCGCGACAUGAUCGCGGACAUCGUACACAAGACGGACUGGGCUGAGCAGUACCAGCGCAAGCUGGACCAGAUCGCUCGCAACAACAAGCGCGAGAAUGCGAAGCGCCGCGACUGGAAGUACGCGCCUGGCGACCGCGUACUGCUCAAGAAUGAUGCUGGCGUGCAGCCCAAGAUGGCGCCGCUCUACAGUGGACCUUACGAGGUGAUUGCUGUGCGCGAGAACGGAACGCUGGUGCUAGACAAGGGUCGCUACAUCGAGACGCUGCACAUCCGUCCCGUCGUCCCUGUCAAGUCCCAGCGUGGGGAAGAAUGUCAGCAGGAUCAAGAUCUGUGA
Phytophthora sojae is the source of this 531-nucleotide messenger RNA. RefSeq lists its product as hypothetical. Lineage: Eukaryota; Oomycota; Peronosporomycetes; Peronosporales; Peronosporaceae. Gene Ontology annotation, molecular function: nucleic acid binding. The coding region runs from base 1 to 531 and encodes 176 amino acids. The record is from RefSeq and is a predicted model, not a curated record. The transcript has a single exon.